GGAACGCCUUUCAUAUUGCACUAAGCAUCGAUUCCCCACCGGCCUAUUCCCCACCAUCCCCUCUCCUACUUCACACCGUCUUCAUCGCCAAAGGUUCAAGAGAGAGCUUUUGUUUCUUUUUCAGAAUCACAAGGUUUUUUGUGUUCUAAUGGCGUUAGCUCUCUCAGUCACACCCACUUCUUCUUCCUCUUGUGUCCUCUCUCGGAACCCUAGUCCUAAUUUCAAAACCACCCUUCUGAAUUUCGCCUCUCCAAGGAGGAUUCACGCCAUUAAUCCUCUCCAUAGAUCCUUCCAGUGUCUUCAAUCUCCCUCACAACACCUAAACACAUCUCCAUUCACAACCUCAGCCGUUACCUCUUCUUCUUCCUCGCAAACCACAGAGCUCGUUCUCCAGAGACUAGUCAAAGAAUUCAAAUCCCUCGCAGAGCCAAUCGAUAGGCUCAAAUGGGUUCUACGUUACGCGAGUCUCCUCCCUCCGAUGCCCGAUUCCUCCCGGACCGAAUCUAACCGGGUCAUGGGCUGCACGGCUCGGGUCUGGCUUGACGCUGAGUUAGGUCAAGACGGGAAGAUGCGGUUUUGGGCAGACAGUGACUCAGAUGUGUCCAAAGGGAUGUGUUCCUGUCUGAUUCAGUUGCUUGAUUCUGCUACCCCUGAAGAAGUGAUGGAAUUGAAGACUGAGGAUUUGGUUGAGCUUAACGUUGGACUGUUGGGUGGUGAGAGAUCGAGGGUUAACACGUGGCACAACGUUCUUGUGAGCAUGCAGAAGAAGACACGGCGGCUCGUGGCGGAGAAGGAAGGAAAAGCUCCGACCUUUGAGACGUUUCCUUCACUGUUGUUGACUUCUGAUGGCAUCGAGGCUAAAGGUAGCUUCGCUGAAGCUCAGGCGAAAUAUUUGUUUCCGGAGGAGGCACGGGUUCAACAACUAGUCAAGGUGCUGAAGGAAAAGAAGAUUGGAGUGUCUGCUCAUUUCUAUAUGGAUCCAGAAGUGCAAGGGGUCUUGACUGCUGCUCAGAAGCAUUGGCCACAUAUCUAUAUAUCUGAUUCUCUUAUCAUGGCAGAUGCAGCUGUCAAGAUGGCUAAAGCUGGAUGUCAGUACAUAACAGUUCUUGGUGUUGAUUUCAUGUCUGAAAAUGUGCGUGCCAUCCUUGAUCAAGCUGGUUUUGGAGAGGUUGGUGUGUACAGAAUGUCAGAUGAGACCAUUGGUUGUUCACUAGCUGAUGCUGCUUCUGCUCCUGCAUAUUUGAACUAUCUCGAAGCUGCUUCUCUUUCUCCUCCUUCAUUGCAUGUUGUUUAUAUCAAUACAUCUCUGGAAACAAAAGCUUUUGCUCACGAGCUUGUACCUACCAUUACUUGCACUUCAUCUAAUGUUGUACAGACGAUUCUCCAGGCGUUUGCUGAUAUGCCCGAGUUAAAUGUUUGGUACGGUCCUGAUACUUACAUGGGAGCGAAUAUUGUAAAGCUAUUCCAGCAGAUGACUUUGAUGACGGAUGAAGAGAUCGCCAAUAUUCAUCCUAAGCACAAUCUAGACUCCAUUAGAUCAUUGCUCCCUCGUCUUCACUAUUUCCAGGAAGGAACGUGCAUUGUGCAUCACCUGUUCGGUCACGAGGUAGUGGAGAGGAUAAAGUACAUGUACUGUGACGCCUUUCUUACUGCACACCUCGAGGUUCCAGGUGAAAUGUUUUCAUUAGCAAUGGAAGCAAAGAAAAGAGACAUGGGUGUUGUAGGAUCCACACAAAACAUACUAGACUUCAUCAAGAAGAAGGUGCAGGAAGCAGUUGACCGAGAUGUCGAUGACCAUCUCCAGUUUGUUCUAGGAACAGAGUCAGGAAUGGUAACAUCUAUUGUCGCGGUGAUCAGGAGUUUGCUAGGUUCUUCUGCUAACUCGAAAGUGAAGGUUGAAGUAGUGUUUCCGGUUUCAUCAGACUCCAUGUCAAAAACUACUUCCCCAAAAGGUCCAAGCUCCAUUAAAGUUGGUGAUGCGGUGUUACCGAUUGUACCAGGAGUAGCAGGCGGUGAAGGCUGUUCUAUUCAUGGUGGAUGUGCUUCAUGUCCAUAUAUGAAGAUGAAUUCGCUUAACUCGCUCUUGAAAGUAUGCCAAAAUCUACCUGAUGUGGAAAAUGUAAUCGGAGGAUUCAAAGCAGAGCGAUUCAAACGACAAACUCCACAAGGAAAACUCAUUGCGGAUGUUGGGUGUGAACCAAUACUUCACAUGAGGCACUUCCAAGCGAACAAGGAGCUGCCAAAGGAGCUUCUUGAUCAUGUCUUAAGUCGUGAGGGCAAGAGAUGACUAAACUAAAUUGUCCCCUUAAAAUAUGACGAGAUUUGGUGACUUUACUUGUCAACAAACUAUAUAGGUUAUACGUUUGGUGGAACAUGAAGAUUAAAGUUCUUCUUGCAAUAAGGAUUCUUAUGAUCACAACGAUUACAUUUCAUUGUAUACAAUAAUGUAUAAACAAAAGCAGAAGAAGCAUUUGGAUAUCCAUAUUAGAGAAGCUUAGGAGCGAGCUUAUUGAUAAUAUAUGUUAUGGGUUCUUUGCAACGUGCUUAUAUUGUGCGGCAUCAUAAGUUUCUAAAACUUGAAGCUUCUUUCA
This is a messenger RNA of Brassica oleracea var. oleracea, 2591 nucleotides long. RefSeq names its product quinolinate synthase, chloroplastic. The transcript has 7 exons. Gene Ontology annotation, molecular function: quinolinate synthetase A activity; 4 iron, 4 sulfur cluster binding. The record is from RefSeq and is a predicted model, not a curated record. Gene Ontology annotation, cellular component: chloroplast. Gene Ontology annotation, biological process: 'de novo' NAD+ biosynthetic process from L-aspartate. Bases 149 to 2287 code for a protein of 712 amino acids. NCBI's taxonomy places the organism in Eukaryota, Viridiplantae, Streptophyta, Magnoliopsida, Brassicales, Brassicaceae.